This is a messenger RNA of Osmia lignaria (orchard mason bee), 1161 nucleotides long. The record is from RefSeq and is a predicted model, not a curated record. NCBI's taxonomy places the organism in Eukaryota, Metazoa, Arthropoda, Insecta, Hymenoptera, Megachilidae.
GCGCGUCCCCAGGUGGCGGAUAGGGGAACGGCCAGCAGAUAUGCUAGUUAGCUGCGAAAUAAGGGCCUCACGUUGAGGUGACGAAUAAGCAGUCGCGGACCAAAUGGACUAGGGGAAGGAACCCCGAAUAACAAAUCAAUCAUGGUGUUUUGCACAGAGUUAAAUUCAGUUACGGUGCAGGGGCUCGGAACCCCAGUACCGGCGCCUGGUUAGGGUGGGCGAACGAGCCCGCAGGCGUCGUUAACCGGCAACCGCAAAGCUGCAGUGGUGGACCACUUGGCCACUGCAGCCGCUCUGGCGACAAAUGACAAAGACACGACGAGAGUUCCAUUCUUUCCCGCCAUUGGCUCUACGGGAGAGGAGAGCCUAUUGAAGGAGGUCCAGGAGGCGGAGUAUAAGAUUGAGCGCUGUUUGAAGGAGAUGAAAGCCCUCAUCAGUGUCAUGCUUGCCGCCAUAAAGAAGCAGCCAAAUGUCAACAAAGACAUUAAGUCAUCUCUUCCGAAGAUGGAAGAGUUGCUUGACCUUCUCCAUGAAGGCAGGCGCGCCAGUUCAGCCGGUCGUGAGAAACUGGUGAAAAAAAUGGAGAUUCGGUUGAAGAAGCCGGCAGUCACUUCGAAGCAGCACACUUCGUCAGCGGCUGCUAGUACCCCCAAGAGGCCGGCAACCAGCCCACCGCUGCUUGCUACUGGGAACAAGCAAAAGAAGAAGAAGCCGGACUCUGCGGAACUCGGAUGGAUCACGGUCCAUUCCAGGAAGCGAAAGCAGGGGAGUACUCCCUCUUCCACUGCGGACGGGAAAGCGGUGGAGGUGGGGAAGAAGAAGAAAAGGAAACCUCAGGCAAGGAGGAAAGCAGAGGCAAUCCUCCUCAAACCAAGUGGAGGCAAAACUUUUGCAGAGGUUCUUGGCACCAUCCGCAAAAGUGUAAAGCCAGAGGAUUGCGGAGCAGAAGUGCGGUCCAUUCGCCGCACCAGAGCGGGCGAGCUGCUGCUGGAGCUACGGAACACGUCCCCCAACGCACGACUCGGGUUCAUCGAUGCCUUGAAGAAGGCAGUCCGCGAGGGCGGUGAUGUCCGGGAAUUGAUUCCUAAAGACCGGAUUGAGAUUAGGGACAUGGACAGUUGCACCACCAGAAGGAGGUAAGCAGCGGUGAUGUGACCUACG